Solenopsis invicta (red fire ant) is the source of this 7629-nucleotide messenger RNA. It is a transcript of the gene Cad74A, whose product is annotated as cadherin-87A. Gene Ontology annotation, molecular function: calcium ion binding. The coding region runs from base 1314 to 6842 and encodes 1842 amino acids. NCBI's taxonomy places the organism in Eukaryota, Metazoa, Arthropoda, Insecta, Hymenoptera, Formicidae. The transcript has 22 exons. Gene Ontology annotation, biological process: homophilic cell-cell adhesion. The record is from RefSeq and is a predicted model, not a curated record. Gene Ontology annotation, cellular component: cell-cell junction; plasma membrane.
GACGAAGCCGCUCCUACGUCAUCUUGAGCGAUAUGUUCACGUUUCACUUGCAGAACGGCCCGGGGCGGACACGGGACGGACUGGCUGCAAAGCGGAUGCGUCAAUGCGGCUCAUUUAACAGAACGAAGUGGACACGGAACGGACCGGCUGCAGAACGGAUGCGUCAACGCCGCAUGUCGUUUAACAAAUGAGCGAGAUUGCGAGUAAAGUAUGCGGAAAUUUAAUAUGAAGCGUCACCGCGGCGCUGAGCGUCGCGAUAUAUUACAUGAUCUUGGCGUGAAAUUGAUAGUAUGAGAGACGAAGUCAUUCCAGCCAUUUUAAUUCCAUUCCUGUACAGAACAUGGCGGAACAUUUUGGUUCCGGAACGAAUGCACGGCGUCACAUCUCAUUCAGUUGAAUGCGAUGGACACUUUUACAGGACGCGGAACGCAAAGUGGUUCCGAAAUGAGUGGUAUCGCGGUUUAAUUGAACGCAGUGGAUGACAGACUGAUUCGCUUUAAAGCGAGUAGCUCGUGAAUUAGUUUGACAACUUGAAGAAGGAAAAUCAAAAGGAGGUUUAACAAUUCCAAAGGAGAAGAAGAAAACAUAUUGGGCAUCAGUGGAGCAACUUGAAUCAUCGUAGCUACGCUGCUGACAACUCCACUGUUGCGCAUCGGACGAGCUUGGCCGGCAUCAAGAAUCGAAAUCGCGUCGUGGCAGAUCUUGGUCGGCUCCAAGAAUCGAAAUCAAUAUUGUGGCAAAGCUUAUCCAGCGCCAAGAAUCGAAAUCGCGUCGUGGCAGAUCUUGGCCAGCUCCAAAAAUCGAAAUCGACAUCGUAGCAGAGCCUGGCGUCAAGUAUCGAAAUCGCAUUGUAGAAGUCCUUGGCCUGCUUCAAGAAUCGUAAUCGAAUCGUAGCAGAGAAAUCUUAAGAUAUUUUUCAGCGUGAGAAGUGCAACGAAAUGACAACAUCCGUCGUCGAAUUAUUAUAAAACAAACGAACCGCAGCCGGUUCGUCGCGUCGCGCUUUUGUUUCGGGAGUGCCGUUUAAAGUAACUGGAUUAAAGUAACUGGAUUUAAUUACUCCACGGGCGCGAUUUUAAUAUCUUCGCGAGUGUUUCGCGAGUGAAACGUGAGGAAGAGACCUGACAAUCUGGAUCUGAGAGGAGGAGGAGGCCUGGGAGGCAUCAGGCGUCGGCGUAUCAACCCUUUCGAUUAACAUCUCAGGAUCUGAGAGGAGGAGGAGGCCUGGGAGAGGCAUCGGGCCUCAGCGGAGCAUCCUUGGGUAUCAUCGCAGCUUCGUUGCUGAAUAACUCCGCUCGUUGCGCAUCGGGUCGAUGUGGGCGAUAUUUUUACUGUUGGUCUCCACGUGGUCGUCGUCAUGGGGUCAGGUGAUAAACAGGGCGCCCCACUUCAUCCAAGGUGGAGACAUGGCCAGGUUGGCUGUGUCAGAGAGUGCACCACCUGGUGCUCCCGUUUAUACCCUCCGCGGGGAGGAUCCUGAAGAGUCCAGGUUGCAUUAUUCUAUCAGCGGCGAAUACUUUACCGUGAACAGAGAAACCGGAGUGGUGAUCCUGAGGAAAGCCUUAGACAGAGAAACACAAGAUCUCAUUGAAGUCAUUAUUAGCAUAACAGACGAAGGUAUCGCCGGGUCGGAGCCCAACACGGUGUCUCUUCGUCGCGAAAUAGCUGUGCUCGACGAAAACGAUAAUCCACCGGUUUACCAUGGCCGGCCGUAUGCAGCCAGAGUGCCAGAAAGUGCGCACGUGGGUGGCUUGUUACUUCCUUCGGGCACGAUCACGAUCACGGAUCGCGAUGGUGGUGUGAACGCCGACGUUCACGUACAAUGCGUCUCGACGUCGCGCGACGACGACGUCUGCGAGAUCUUCGACGUCUCCACGGAGAAGCUCGCUGAAGGGAAAUACGAUGUGCAGAUCACUUUGGUGAAACCGUUAGAUUACGAGAGGAGAAAUUCAUAUUUGAUUAAUUUGCUGGCUGUCGACAGAGCCAGCGAUCCAUCGAAGAGGUUGCAGGCCAGAGCGACCGUUGCCGUUGAUGUCCUCGACGUUCAGGAUCAGCCACCUGUUUUCCUGAAUGCGCCUUAUAGCGCGGCGCUUCCGGAGAACACCGCAGCUAGUCACACGGUUUUAAUAGUACGAGCGCGUGACGGUGACACCGGUCAGUCGAGAAAUCUGUUACUGACGCUGGAGGACGACGAUGCGGGUCACUUCAAUCUCGAAAUGUCCCGCGACGGUGAUGUCACGGUUGGCAAGCUGAUCACGACAAACGUGUCCCUUGAUCGCGAGGAUCCUAGGAUCCUGCAGAACGGUGGCAUUUAUACCUUCCGAGUCAAAGCCACCGAGCUGAUCAACAAUGAAAUACCAGCCGACACCGCGACGUCGAUCGUCACGAUCGUCGUCACAGACGUGGACGAUCUUGUGCCCACUUUUAAUGAAGAUUACUUCAGCAUCAGAAUCUCCGAGGACAUUGGAAAGAAUACUCCUCUACCAGGUCUAAAUAUGAUCGUGAGCGAUGGCGACGUGGGCGACAAUGCGAAGUAUUUCCUGGCGUUGCGAGACGUGCCGCGAUACCCUGGAAUAAGCAAAGCAUUCACUGUCAGUCCUGAAGAGGCUCAAGGUCGAGUACCGGUAGUGAUCAAGGCUAAGGAUGUCAACGUUCUUGAUUACGAUGUCGAUGAUCCCGCGAAGAGGGAAAUCGAGUUCGAUGUCAUCGCGACUGUAGCGAGCGAAGUGGUUGCCACCUGCAGAGUGCACAUCCAGCUGUUAGAUGCCAACGAUCACAGCCCCGAAUUCUCUCGAUCGAUGUACAAACUGACGAUUCCGGAAGAUGCGGAACCCGACACUCGCUUCAGUGAUAUUUACGCAAGGGAUUACGACAGCGGUUCCUUCGGCCAGUUGACGUACACUUUGCGCGGUUUCGGCGCGGACAAGUUCCGGACCGAUUCUCGAUUAGGCGGGAUAUUCGUGGCGAAGAAACUGGAUUACGAGGCGCAGAAGUCUUAUUCCUUGACGAUGGAGGCGACGGACGGCGGCGGUCGAGUGUCUGCCGUUAAUAUUCUUAUCGAACUCGAGGAUGUUAAUGAUAACAAGCCGACUUUCGAGCAGCCGGAAUAUUCCAGGACCGUUCGCGAAGGUGCUACCAGCUUUGAUCCGCAGAUGUUUGUCAGGGCGACCGACGUUGAUGGACCGACUCAAGGCAAUGGAAGAGUCGUGUAUUCGAUCAGCCGGCAUAACAGCAUGACAGAUGAUGUCUUCAAGAUUAAUCCAGAUUCAGGUGAGGUAACCAUGUCGAAACCGGUUCGUUCCGGGGACACUGAAAGGGGUAUUUACGAAUUAAUGAUUCGCGCGACUGAUACCGGCAUACCACCGUUACAUUCCGAGGCAAAGCUUCUCGUUCGCGUCGGCGUGCCUGGGAACCAGAAACCUAUCUUCCGAGGAAACUACAAGUCGAAUUUACCAGGUCCGAGUACUUAUCGGGCGAGGCUCUUGGAAAACGCGUCACCUGGAACGGAAGUCAUUCGAGUGGUUGCCAAUGACCCCGACGGAAGAGAUAACUUGCUGCAGUAUUACAUCGCGUCCGGUUCUAAGGAUAAUUUCGUUAUCGAUUCCAGUUCUGGCAUCAUAACUGUGUCACCUGACGCUCGCUUGGAUUUGGAGACUGGCGAUGAAAAAUACGAGGUGAUAGUGUACGCCGUUGAUUCGGGUACUCCUGUCAAGGAGACUGCCACCACUACCGUUACGGUGAACAUCAUAGAUGUAAAUAAUAAACCGCCGACAUUCAAUGAAUCAACGUACAUUGUUCAUGUCUCGGAGCGCGCAGCCAUCGGUGAGCUCGUAUUGAAGGCGGUAGCAAAUGAUCCCGAUACAGACGCAUAUCUGGAGUACUCUCUAGUGGAACCGACAAAGGCUGUCGACAAGACCGGGGUGGCUUUGAAGAACACUGCCUCUUACGAUUAUAAAACGGCAUUUCGAAUAAAUUCCACUACCGGCGCGAUAACUGUUAAUCGAAUGCUAGAUUAUCAAGUGGCCGCUGUCGUAAUAUUAACGGUGCAGGCGAAGGACCUAAACGCUGUCGUCGACAGGGACGAGCAGAUAGCGAAGGUGGAGGUGAUAAUUUACAUCCAAGCUUACAGCGAUGACAAUCCGACGUUCACCAAUUCUGGAUGGUCGCCAAACAACCCGACGAUAAAAAUCACGGUUCCGGAAGAACAACCUCUAGGUACGACGUUAUUGAUGCUCUCGGCGAAAGAGCCGACAACGGGAUAUUCGGUUCAGAGGUUCGAGCUGGUGAGAGAGGACGAUGAUGAAGGAUACGUUAAUGUGGGUGUUCAGAGCGGCAACGUGGUGCUGAGCAAGAGGCUGGAUUACGAAGUGUUAAAUCAGAAGUUUAUUCGUUUUAAAGUACGAGCGCUUGCCAGAGAUUAUGAUAUAACGCGAAAGAUGUCGGAGGCCAACGUAAUUGUCGAGAUUCACGAUGUUAACGACAACAGUCCCGUUUUUGGACAGAAGGAUUAUAAAAUAUCUGUAUUGGAGUCAGCUAAACCUUCGAAAAUUGUGUUAAAUGUUCAAGCAAUGGACAUGGAUAGCUCUAAAACCGAACAAGAAGUUCAGAGAGGAUAUGGCGAAGUGAGAUACUCUUUGACGGGUGAAAACGCCAAUCUCUUCGAAGUGGACCCUAUAAUGGGCAACAUCCAGAUUGCCGCAAACACGACUCUCGACAGAGAGAGACAAUCGGUGUUGCGUUUUUACGUCGUGGCAUCGGACAUGCCUCAAGGUGGAGCCGAACAACGAAGCAGUCGAGCCUUGGUGACGAUCGAUGUCCUCGAUGUUAACGACAACGCUCCUAGCUUCGAACAGGAAUCUUAUACCGCGGUAAUUCCGGAGAAUGCACCGGUAAGAAUCAGCGUGGUGAAUAUCACGGCUACUGACCCAGACGAAGGCAAAGGCGGAACAAUUCACUUCGAGAUCAUCGACGAAGGUGAAGCUAAUGGAUUGUUUAAAAUAAAUCACACGACGGGCGAGAUUUAUUCGGCACGAGCAUUAACAGGCAAAGGCAGGACUGAACCGUACAACAUGCGAGUGCGAGCACAAGAUGACGGCGAUCCAGUUCUGUACUCGGACGUGAAUCUCAUCCUGUACAUCGGCGACGUGGUGAGCAACGACGGCGUACCAUUGUUCAUCAGACCAACGUUGGAGGAGGUGGCCUACAUCGCUGAGAACUCCACCGUUGGUAGUCCGGUGUUCCAAGUGGUAGCGUCCGAUCCUGACGAUCCAAAUUUACCGAAUGGCAGAAUCACGUUCCGUUUCCUGGAAGACGGUAAUUUUGGCAAGGACGCGAGUGCCUUCAGAAUUAACACCGAUACCGGACUAAUCAGUACACGCAAGUUACUCGAUCGAGAAACCAAAGACAGCUACACACUGAUUUUAGUAGCGCAGGAUCUCGGUGAACCGCCGCAGCAGGCGACCAGGGUACUUCAGGUGAUCGUGAAUGACAUCGAUGAUCACAAACCACACUUUAAACGCAACCUGGACAGUCCGCCAAUUGAGCUGAACAUCCUGGAAGAAAUGCCGGUAGGCUCCAAAGUUGGCGUGAUCGAAGCGGUUGACGAAGAUAUCGGUGAGAAUGGGAUGAUCGGAUACGAGAUCACGUACGGGAACGAGGCGGGACUUUUCGUGGUGGAACGCCUGGAAAAUAAUUCAGCGAUCAUCAAAUCGAACGGUCGUCUCGAUCGGGAAACCGCCGAGUCUCACUUGUUGACAAUGAAGUGUUUCAAAUACUCUUCCAAAAAAUUGGACAUAGUGCCGAAACCAUACAACAGACAAGACCCGUCGGAGAGGCAGGUACUUGUCAAGGUCUUGGACAUCGACGACAAUAAGCCGAGGUUUAAGAAGGAUAACGUAACACUAGGGGUUCGCUUAAACGUGCCAAUUGACACCAGCUUGAUCACCUUGGACGCCUAUGACGCUGACUCUAGCGCGUUGCCCAUCAAUUACAACAUGAGUAAAGUAUCGUUCACGUCUCUAGUUGAUCCCGCCAUGUCACAGAAAGAGAUACCGUCGCAAUUGUCUUUGAAUGCACAAACCGGAGAACUCAGGACGACAGGCUCCAUGGCGGGAUACGCGGACGGUUUCAUGGAAAUGAUCGUGUCGGCGAACAAUUCAGUGACGCUGGGAGGCGAAACCAAUAUCACCGUGAGGAUCUUUUUAUUGCGCGAUCGCGACAUGCUGAAGUUCGUGUUCUCUAAGCCGCCGGUCGAAGUCAGGAAAACGCUGGAGGAUUUUGAAAAGGCGGUUCAACAGGCUCUCUCGCUGCCUAUCAGUGUCAACGUUUACGACACACAGUUCUACUCAAAGGAGGACAACUCUUUGGACUUUUCGUCAACUAGUUCAUGUUUCCAGAUGGUUGGCAAAGAGUCCUACGACUUGGAUGAAAUGCGAUCCCUCCUGACUGAUCCGAGAAAUAAAGAAUUAAAGAAAGUAUAUAAAGCAUAUCACGUAGAGAAGGUGCAGCACUGUGCUGCUGUGGUAGCUCGAGCUGAUGCCUCCAUGACGCAGAUAUGGGUUCUGGCCAUUGCGGUUCUCGUCGGAAUCGCUACCAUAAUCUCCAGCUGUACAUUAUGCUGCAUGCAUUCCAGAUAUAAGCGGCAGGUGAAACAUGCGCGUUUGCGCGAUCAACCGCGUCCCCCUCUCAGUUACGUGUCUUCUGGACCAGCCAUGGUCAGUUCUGGAUCUCACACAACUUUAGGUCCUGGCACGAUGGUCACGUUAGGCCCACAUGAAGGCCCAUAUGAGUGGGGUGCUGACACGACUCUUUAUCAUCCCAGUACACUGGGUUCAAGAACGUAGAAGUCCAAGAAGACAUGCACAAGAAUGCUUUUACCAAUUAUAAUUGAUUUUUUCUUAGUCGAAAUGCAACUGAUAGUAAAUUAUUCAGACAUACGCAAAAUUUAUUUUUAAAUUAAAUAAAAAGAAAUUUUGAUUUUAAAUUUUCAUAAAGUUAUGUCAUUUAUUUACUAAAAGAUGUUUAAAUUAAAAAGAUUGUAUGAAACUGACGCUAAGAAGAAAUCAAUUGGAAAUGUUCUUAGAAAAAAAUGCUCUUGGUGAUUCCCGAUGGAAUUGUUGAAAGUAAAACUUUUUAUAAUCCCAGGAGAUCUUGAAGAUGAAUGCAGUGGUCUAUGGUGAAAUGUGCAUCGAAAACUGUUACAGUAAUAAAGAAAAACUAUUAACAACGUGUAAUUUAUAAACUUGCAGUUAAAGGAGAGAUUGGAAUUUGAAAGAAGAAAAUCAAUGGUGCUAUACUCAUGAUGUAAAAAGUAUUAUACAAUUUAAGACGCACGUAUGUAAUAAAGUAAGUAUAUUUGUAAAAUUUGAUAUACGUGUUAUCUUUAAGUAAAUUUAGAUUAGACUAAUAGUAUGUAGUUGUACAAGCGUAAGUAUAAGUAAAAUGUAGAACCGUAAAUUUUUGACGAGUUUAGCGUUGUAAAUUUUACUUAUAUUACACUUGUAGUAUUGUUAAGAAGCUUUAAGUGAGUUCUCUGUUGUAAUAUAAUGUAAUAUCAUAUUCGUAUUUAAGACGAAAUAAAAUUGUACAUUUUAGAGUCGACAAUAUAUAUUUUCAAGUUUGUAUAAAUCA